Podarcis lilfordi (Lilford's wall lizard) is the source of this 29058-nucleotide messenger RNA. Lineage: Eukaryota; Metazoa; Chordata; Lepidosauria; Squamata; Lacertidae. The record is from the annotation of a GenBank genome assembly.
AUGAUUUGCUACUUCAAAGUUGCUUACACAAAGUUUACCUCCUGGAUGAUCAACAUAAUGGAUACUGAUCAGGAUCUUGACCUCAUGGCAUGCUGGAAGUCCUCCAGCUUUGCCCAUUACAUCACCUACAUCAAACAGGCAGUGGAUAUAAUCAAGCCCAAAACAAUGAGUGGAUGCUGGCAGAACUUGUGGAAGGAAUGUGUGCACAAUUUCAAGGGAUUUCCAAGCAUUGCCACUGAGGUGAAUAACAUUGUGCAGAUGACCAGGCAAGUGGGUGGUGAUGGCUUUGUUGACCUCAUCUAUGAAGACAUGGAAGAGCUGAUUGAGGGCCAGCAGCUGUUGACUCUUGAAAAGGAGGGGGAACUGGGCAGAUCAAGUUCAGAAUGCAAAAAUGAGGACGGUGAGCAUGAGUCAGUAAGCUGGAACCAUCAGAAUUUUUCUAAACUCUUCUAAGUCAUAAAGCAUGCAAACGAUCUGAUUGCAGAGUUUGACCCCACUGUGGAACGUAGCCUCAAGAUCAUCUGUGGGAUUAAAGACACUCUGAAGGCAGUAUCAAGGAACAAGGAAAUGUUUGAUGAGCUCAAGAGACGCAGCAGCAGCUGCCAAUUACCAUGUUUCCCCCACACAAAGAAUCACCACCAGCAGCAGAUUUACCCAUACACCCCACCUCUUGAUCUGAACCACAGCCAAGCACUUAUUCUGGCUACUGGUCAACCCCCCUAGUUCACAUAUCAUCCACAGUAGCAUCCAGCAAGAGAGAGAAGGACUAAGAGCCACAUUUGUCAUUCAUCAGAAAGUGCAGCGAUUUUUAAAAAAGUUUUUAAAUGGUUAUCUAGGGGUCAUUCUGGCUCUACACGAUUUUGCUUAUACACACAAUGGCCAAGAACAUGUAAAAUGUGAGUUACCUGCUCAGAUUAAUGCCGAGACAAGUCAGAAUGGAUGUGUAAAAUUGAUACGGCCUGGAAAUAGACCAAUGGGUCCAUCCCUACUGAGAGCAGUCAGGAAAGCCGCACGGUGACCUUAGCGGAGAGUAGCACAGAACAGGCAGAAUGCUGAUGAGGCAGUUCCAGAGUGAGCAGGGCUGGCGCAGAGCUAUGAUUGCUGUAGGAGCCUGCAGGAGCCCCAAUUUUGCAAGUUGAGUGUUAAUAAUUGAAAACUAUUGCCUACUGUUCCGUCUAAGGAACUCAAAAGAAACAUUUCACCGACUUGACCUUUCCACGGCUCCAGUUUAUAAUAUUAGUGAGAUUUACAGGCAGGAAGGUAAUGACACAUCAGAGGGUGCCCUCCACUUAUGAAGCUUUAGACAGAACAGGAUCUUCACCCUCUCUCUUGGGAAAUUGACAUGCAAUCCAAAAGACUCCCCCCACCGCCCAACACACACCACAGGGGGCUCCCACAUCUCUAUCAUUCUAAAAGAGUCAAGCACAAGGAUGGAAUGAAAAAGCAUCUCUCCACAAGCUUUUCUCCUUGAAAAGCCUUAUUCGGAAGCAGAUUUUGGCAGCUCUUAUAAAGGUUUCAACUAGUCUGAAAGUCAUACUCUCUGACCUCUAAUAUGCCUGAAUAUUAUGUUUGGAGGUGAUGGUGGGGACAACGCUCUGUGUGUGCUCAAACGAACUCAUGGUUUAAUAAUCAGCUUGUAGAUUAUGCGUUGUGGGGAGGGAACUCUAAGAGCUGGCUGAUAUAGAGACAUCCUUGAGAUCCAGCUUCCUUUUUCUUCUUCCUCUUCCCAAAUAGAAGUAAUUCGCCAGAGCAUCCUCUCUCAUUUGGGAUGCUAAAUGACUGUUCUGUAGAAAUUAGCAAUUUGUGGACUUGCCCUAAAGCAGAGACAGAGAUCCAGAUGUUACCACUAAUUUCCUCAAGCCUAAUCCAGAAUUCUGUGCUGGAUCUGAGAAUCUCUCUGUAUGUUCAUGCUUCAAUGUUGGCAAGUUUCAGAAUUGAGAAGUGGGUGGAAUUGAAUUCCUCCAGUUGUAAUCCAUGUCAAAGUCCUUCUGAAUUCCAGUUUAUCUUGUGAAGCAGCUUGACCCAUUCUGAGAUAGAAAUGGAAGAGGCAAAAGCAGACCAACACAGUUCAACAUUACCAUACUUAUUUGAGCACUGGAACUCAGUUAUUGUUCAUAUUUCACUCUUCCCUGGAUUUUGCAUUGCACUUUCGGUCCAAAACAGUAUGCACAAAACAUAUACUUGGCAUUUUAAAAAUGUCUACAAAAUACAUGUUUAGAGCAUGAGAUGCAUUGAAAAGCAUGUACAAAAUAUGCACAAAAUAUGCACAAAUUACACAUGGAUUUUCCACGAGUUCUUUCAUAAAGUUCACCAAAAGAAAGAGAGAGAGAGAUAACAGACUGGUCAAGUGAUUGAGCAGUAGCAAAACUAACGAAAAGAAAUAAAUAAAAAGGCUAAGACUGGUCUGGCCAUCCUUAUACAAUGACCUGCCCUUGCCACCUCCUUUUUAACUUCCCUUCAAAUUUACUUUCCAUCAACAGUGACAGGAGUGAGCAAAGUUGGGGGGGGGUCUGACUGGGCCUUCGUUAAGAAGAGAAGAAGAAGAAGAGUUUGGAUUUGAUAUCCCGCCUUUCACUCCCCUUUAGGAGUCUCAAAGCGGCUAAUAUUCUCCUUUCCCUUCCUCCCCCACAACAAACACUCUGUGGGGUGAGUGAGGCUGAGAGACUUCAAGGAAGUGUGACUAGCCCAAGGUCACCCAGCAGCUGCAUGUGGAGGAGCGGAGACGCGAACCCGGUUCCCCAGAUUACGAGACUACCGCUCUUAACCACUACACCGCACUGGCUCUCUGUUAAGCCUAGAAGUCUUACAGACAGGACAGGACUAGUGUAAAAAUCAAUGGGAAUUCUCCAGAGCUUAUGGGCUCUGACCAAGGAUCAGUAAAUUUGUGGCAAAAUAUAAUUCCUAGAGAAACCUUUGUGCUGGGAACUUCCUGUUAGUAAGGGCCUUCAGCCCUCCACCUCGCACUCCUCCCCUGUCAUUGUGGCCAGAAAAGGGAUGGAAGGACAGAAAUCAGCUGGAGGAUGAGGACAGUACAGGAUCUGGUAUGGAAACAUUUGAGCGAGGUCUUUUGGAGAUUUUAUUGGGAGAGGGGUGGCCAAGCUUUCCCUGAAUCCAUUCCAAAUCGAGAUGGGCAGUGUUUGCCCAUCUGCAGCUCAAACUGCAUUCCAUCCAUGCAAAUUCCAGUAAUGUUAUGAUCAAAGUUCAUAAGCUGGAGACUGGCAUCUUCCUGUCACAAACAAUAAGUGUCCCUGACACUUGCACAGCCAGUCACCUUCCAUAUAGGAAUCACGGUGGUAAUCAACAUGCUAUCUGAGAAAAGGAUUGCAUUUUCUAGUGGUACAAGGAACAUGCAACAUCCCAAUGGCCAUGAGUACAGUGGUACCUUGGGUUAAGUACUUAAUUCGUUCCGGAGGUCCGUUCUUAACCCGAAACUGUUCUUAACCUGAAGCACCACUUUAGCUAAUGGGGCCUCCUGCUGUUGCCGCACCGUCGGAGCACAAUUUCUGUUCUUAUCCUGAAGCAAAGUUCUUAACCUGAAGCACUAUUUCUGGGUUAGCAGAGUAUGUAACCUGAAGUAUAUGUAACCUGAGAUACCACUGUAUGCUUGAGCCAAGACAUACAGAUUGUGCAAAAGUGGGGAAGGGUUUUGCAGGCAGGAAAACCUGGGUUCAACCUCCAAGUAGGGCUUGGAAUGUCCCUUGACUGAAACCCUGGAGCUAGUAUGAGCCAGAUGGAGCCAUGAUCUGAGCCAGUAAAAGGAAGCUUUCUAUGGCCCUGAUGUGCACUUAUUACAUAAUAAAUGACUUGUAUGAAAAGUGGAAAGACCUUGAUGUAAAGAUGAAUUUCAUAUGACCAGGGAGAAGAGUUGGUGGAAGAAGAUUGGAAAAAAUUUAAAGUAUAUUUACAAAAACAUUGCAAAAUUAAUGAAUGUUAGAAGGAUGUUGGAAUGAAGCUAUAUGGUUUUAACAGAAAUGUAAUAAAGAUUUAAGUAAAAGUUGAUUGAUAAUGGGUAAAAAUGGAAAAAUUAAAGGUUAGACCGUUAAGAUAAAUCAUAGAACAAAAAUUGAGAAAGAUGGAAAGAAUUUGCUGAAAUAGUUAACUGAACUAGAAUACAAAAAGGGAGGUGUGAGGAGGUCGAUGAAACAGGUAAAUGAAAGGUAAAGAUAAGGAAUAUUGGAUAUGUUUUUAAAUGUUUUUGUUUUAAAAUGUUUUUGCUUUUUUUGUUUUUAUUGUUGUGCUGCAUUGUUUCCUUUCUAAUCUGGUUUUUAUUUUCUUUUGAUGUAAUGUAUUGUAAUUUUUUACUGUUUUCUUUUUUCUCUUGUUCUGUAAUUGUUAAACUUUUAAUAAAUAUCUUUAAAAAAAAAGAAAAAGAUGAAUUUCAUAUGGAUGCAGACCCCUCCUCCACAAUUUCAAAGAAGGACCCACUAACCUAGAAGCACAAAAUAUAUUAUUAUAGGAGUUUUGGGGGGGGGGGUGUCAGUCUGGAUUAUAUUUAUGGGUGCCUUCCAGGCCUCUGAUUCUGUAUCCAGUGAGGCUUAGAAUCUAGUAGAAGAAGCUGUUAAACCAGUCAGAAUCUGGUUUGUAAGAUUUGUAAGAUUAUGGCCUUAACUGGCCAGCUGAGUACCACCAUUUCUAUGUCCAAGCAGGUUGCCCUGCUGCCAUAGAGACAAACUGGGGUAAACCUACUCCCCGCUUCACUGAGUUGGAAACAACAUCACUUUGUGAGGUGGAAGAACAAUAGCCAGAGUUUGUGUGUGAGUUGGAAGCUGGAGACACAGAGACUGUCCUUGAUCUAUGGUGGACCCAAAGGUGUGGCUUAGCAACCUCCCUGGAAACCUAAUGGGGAUCUGUUGGAGUGUUAACAUUGUGAGUCCUUUCAUCCUGUCCUCAGUUUGUAUAUACUUGUCAAUAAAACCAUAUAUCCUAAAGACACUUCAGUCUCCAUUGACCUUCACUCCUAGGAAACCGAACUCUGGAGAGGUGCUGGCAUCCUUGAAGUCUCUCAUCCCUUGGAGAUUAGGGUGCCGUCAAUGAUAUGGAUGCUGAGCAGCUCUCCUCACUGAAAUGACUGGGUGAGGAUGGCUCCAUCCACACAAUGGAGCUUUUGCAACUAGAACAGAUUGCUGGAUCCUAGUACCGUCUUCCUAUUUCUAGACUAUUUUGUUCACUCCAGUACAUGUAUAGAAUUUACAUACAAGCAUGGGGGGAAUUAAUAUUUUAUGGAUUCACUUUAGAGGCACUUUUUAAAGAAAAAUAAACAAACCACUGAUAUUAUCCCCUAUAAAUAACUUACCAGCUUAAUAAAAGAAGAAAGGAAUAACUCAAGAUUUUUAUCUUAAAAGCUAUUCUAUCAAGAGGUUUAUAAAGGUCUGCAAGAUUUAGGUCUCUUAAACUAUCUGAUGGUGACAAAUGAUAGCACUGAUGGGAAUUAAUGGGUUCCCAGGGCCUCAUGAUGACCAAAGACUCAGUGAGAAUUUGUCUUUGUAUAAGAAUUAAUGGGUGGCCGUCCAGUGUAACGAGGAUCCAAUUGCCAAAGCAUGUAAAAUUUACAUAUGAAACCCAAAGGUUUUACAAGUGGAAGAUCUGCUGGGAAAAUUCCCUGUGGGGAUUGAGGAACGAAAAAGCCAGACAGAAGGUGUGGCUAGUGGAAACAUGAUAAGGUUUAAGAAGAAGCAACUAGGCAAGAAGCUAGCAAACAGCUUGCAAAUAAGGGGAUUUGUCUCAGCUCUAUUCUAGUCUUGUAACAUACAAAUUUACAGUGUUUUACUGUAUCCAUGGGUUAUAUCCAAUGUUAUUCAUACUCAGAGCAGUCCCAUUGAAAUCAAUGGACUUAAGUAACAAGGUAAUUGAUUAAAAUGUGUCAAUGCUAAGUAGACUUUUGUUGGCUACAGUCUAUUAUGUCCAGGUCAUUCAUCUGUCUUUGUACUAUUUCUUCCAUCAUUACUGCCAUUGCUGAUGUAUAUUGGGGUAGUCAAUGUGGUAACAUCCAGGCAUUAUUGAGCUACAGCUCCCAUCAGCUUGCAAGGCCAAUGAUCAGGGCUGAUUGCCAGUCAUUGCCCAACAACACUGACUAGCCCAGAGUAUAUUUUUUUAAUCCACACAAAUGAAGAGCAUACAAAAGGCACAAGAAAAGAGAUGAGAAAAGGACAUAGAUGAAGCAAGGGAUUGGAACAGGCAUACGCAAAUUUGGCCCUCCAGAUGUUUUGGGACUACAACUCCCAUCAUCCCUAGCUAACAGAACCAGUGGUCAGGAAUGAUGGGAGUUGUAGUCCCAAAACAUCUGGAGGGCCAAGUUUGCCUAUGACUGGAUUGGAAGGACUAGAAAGAGAGGACAGCAUCCAAGUAUGUAAUUCAAGAGGGGAGCUGAUAGAAGUGUCUUAAUUUAGGCAUGGUGUGGGAAAAGUGGAUAGAGAUAACUUAUUCUCCCUCUCUCGUUAUACUAGAAUUCUGGUACAGUGGUACCUCGGGUUACAUACACUUCAGGUUACAUACACUUCAGGUUACAGACUCCGCUAACCCAGAAAUAGUACCUCGGGUUAAGAACUUUGCUUCAGGAUGAGAACAGAAAUUGUGCUCCGGCGGCACGGCAGCAGUGGGAGGCCCCAUUAGCUAAAGUGGUGCUUCAGGUUAAGAACAGUUUCAGGUUAAGAACAGACUUCUGGAAUGAAUUAAGUACUUAACCCGAGGUACCACUGUACAUCCAAUGAAGCUGAGUUUUGGAAGACCAGAACAGCCAAAAUAAACCGAGCAACAGAGAUGAAAAUACACUAUUAAAAGCUGGGCACGAGGUCAGAGAGGGAGAGAGAAGCAGGGAGCAGAGAACGGGGAAGACUAAGGGAUGGUACAGUUCUGUUGUAAUAAUGUGAAAGCCCUAAUAAACCAUGGAUUAAGAAAAAAAAAUACUUCUUCACACAAGGCAUAGCCAAGUUACAGAAUUUGUCAACCACAAGAGGUAAGGAUGGCUGGUUUUAAAGGAGGAUUAGUCAGUUUCAUGGAAAACAAAGACUGCUAGCCAUAAUGACUGUGUUCUACCUCCACUGUCAGAGGCAGCAUACCCCAAACAGUUGCUGGAAAUUGAAAGUCGGGGGAGCACGGUUACACCCAACUCCUGCUUGCAGGCUUCCCAUAGGCAUCUCUUGGUCCAUUGUGAGAAUAGGGUGAUGAACUAGAUGGACCUGUUGCCUGAUCCAGCAGGGCUCUUAUUAUGUUCUUAUGAAUUCUUGGGAUAUCAUGUAGUUGGAACAAGAUUUAAAAUUGCCUUUGGGAUGCAAGGAGUUGUUUUGCUUUCUUCCUUGUCAUGUGACAGAAUGGCAGUUUUUUUAAAAAGGAACCAUUGUUUACAACUGUUGUCUGCCACCCCCCAAUGAAAAAAAGCAAUGGGCCAUAAAUUAGCCCAUUGUUGUGCUUUUAGCCCCAAGCUCCUCCUCACUUUGUUCUUUGUUUUCAACCCAUCACUCUUGAAGCCUAACUUCAGGGGGAAAAUAUGAACGAAACAAAUUAUAAUGGCCAUGCCUGUGUGAGAGAGAGGAGAGCUGUGAGUCUGAACGUUCGAAUGGAAUGAUAAAUACUGUCACUUAAACCGUGUAAUGAAUUUUCCUGGAGAUUUGUCUCAGUCUGAGGGAGGGAAGGGGGAAAGUACGAAGCUUCACUGCAAAACCUCUGCUUUUGAGCGAACUGCGUAAGAUGGCCUUUAUACAUUAUAGGAGCACUGUGGGAAUUGUUAGUGGAGGCUGGUCCAUUUUAGGGCAAAAGGGGCAUUGUCCUAACAACCUUAGUCUGCCUGUAAUCAGUCCCCAGCUGCCUGCCUUCCUACUUACAAGCAAUCCAGGAGUUAGUCCUGCCCAUCAGCUUUCUCCUCCUCCUCCUCCUUAAUCUCAAUGCUGUCCUUGUUAAACUCAGCAGGGAGAGGAUGGGGGCAAAAGUAGACUUGGUUGGCUCUUCCUGUCCUUAGCUCCGGCCAGUGUUUGGCAUCUCUACCUUCUGCACUAUCAAUCCCAAUGGGCACCACCCACCACCAGGAAGAACAUCUCCAUGGGCUCAUGUUAUGGCUAAACUGUAGGCUUGCCAUACGCCAGGGAAAUUCCUGGCAUGUCCUGGUUCUGGGGUGUAAAAAUGUCAGGGAAAACACAGGUAUAUGGCAACAUGAUAGCAAAAGCAGCAGAAACAGCUCAAGGAGCUUGAAAUCAAAUCACUAUUUGGGGGGUAAGUUUCAAAAAAACCCACAACCACACAUCCAAAAAACCACUCAACUAUUUUGGUGGUUUCCUAUAAAAAGCUCAACGACUUUGCGGGUGUCAGGAAUUAUACUUUUUGAAAUAUGGCAACCCUACUGAACUGUCAUGCUGAAAGUCUUGCAGAAGUCACAGGGUGUCAGUGUUUGGAGAAAGACCUGAAGACACAGGUGUAUGCGUGCGCGCGCGCACACACACACACACGAGAGAGAGAGAGAGAGAGAGAGAGAGAGAGAGAGAGAGGUAUGCUUUUAAACAUUACUGCCAUGACGCUACUUGAAGAAUCCUCUUUAGAGUAUGAACUACCUAAGGCAAAUGCAGAGAAGAAGCCCAUGCCAAGUGACACUGAAGAAGAGCGGGGGGGGGGGGACACAGGGCCUUCAGGGGUCACAGCAAUCCAACCUGCUCCUCAAUAUAUGGAUAGCUCCUUCAUGUAAUCAGAGGCGUAAGUCGAAUGGCCAUUGAGUCUUAAGGAAUACCAGCAUCUAAAAGUAUGGGCUCAGUCAACUCCCAGACACAGGAGUCCUUCCCUGAAGAACAUGGACUCCUCAGGACAGGAGUAAAGGGAUACUCAUGAGUAAGCUACUUCUCACAAGCAAAGCAAAUCUUUGGGCAACCCAUAUGGCAUGCAGUUGUGUUCUGCAUGGGGGCUAUGAAGAUUCAAGAUUAAAAAGCUUUAGUUGCAGACACAGAAUAUUGGAGCAACAUCCUUGCAAUAGUUCCUUGACUAGUGGGUACCUGCUGUCCUGCUGGUUACCUGACCUAUGCUUUGACUUUGGAUGGCUACUUUGACCAUGCUUCUUAUAGCACUCCUGUGAUUAGAUUUUUGAAUGUGUCUUGAUCUUAAUUAUUGUGUUUCUCUUCUAUUUUGACUGCUGCAAGACUCUGUUUCUGGGACCACCCCUGUUACCUUCCAGAUGCCCUCCUUGUGUGACACCUGAAGCAGGAGGACAGCUACACAACAACCAUGUGAUGAAUCCCACAGGGAAGGGCCUCCUACAAUCUAAUGAAACAUUUAAAGGGCACUUCCUUCUGGUGACUUCACCCUAGGGAUGGACAAUAGAUAGCAUUUAUGGAGAGGGAUCAACCCAGCUGAUCUCUUGGCUAAGAUGAUAGAGGAGGGCCUUUGGUUCUCCUCUCUUCCCUCUGCGGCAGCCAGAUGUCUCUCUACAUGGUGAACUAGUCCAUCAUGCUAUUCUUCCUCAGCUCCCUGCUGAAAGGAUGAAUGGAGGCUAGGCCUUGCCUUAUGAAGAGAGCCUUGCAGUGGUGACACAGGCUGGUAGUUGCCUCUGGAUCAUUUGACAAUGCAACCCAUUAAAGGCUCUUUCCUGCAAACAUGUCCUGGAGGUAGAUCAUGAUCAUGCAAUAUUGCUCAAACACGUGUUAUAUUCAGCAAAGCAAAGCAACACAACCUCCAGAACACCCUCUCCUGCUUUCUCUUCCCUUAGUCUAGGAGAACUGCUGCAGUUUUGCCAGGAAGCUCUAUCUAAACCCUCUUAAUAAACCUGUUGAAUUGUCAACACAUGUGUUGAGCCUGAACUGAUAGUCAAGCUUCAACAGAGAGCACAGAAUGUGCCUAGUCAGGAGGAAAAUUGCUUCCUAACAUGUAUAAACCAAAAGCAGUCCUAGCCUGGGAAAGGUGGAUCUGGUUCUCCCCUUCCUCAUUUCACUUGCAGCUAGGCUGUGUACACACUAUACAUUUAAAGCACAUCACUUUCCCCAAACUGCUCUGGGAGCUGUAGUCUGUUAAGGGUGCUGGAAGCUGUGCCUUUGGGGGGGGGGGAGGGUAAAAGAAACAACAGUCCAGAUCCAGGCUCAAAGCUAGAAGUUAUAUCAUUGCAAAGUAUGCAUUACCCCUGCUCCAACAGCUCAAGGUAGCAUACAUGCCCCCACCCCCUCUUAUGCUCACAGCAACUCUGUGAUGUAAAGUAUGCUGGGAAACAGUAACUGAUCUUCAUGGCUGAGUGGGGACCAGAACCCUGAUUUCCUGGAUCCUAGUCCAAUGCGCUAACCACUCUACCAUGCAGGAUCCAAAUCAAGCAGAGCAGUGAUUCAACCUACACAUUACAUGGCUGAAUUAUUGUUUUCUCCAUUUUUUUUUUUUAGAACCCAAACUGCCAAGCUGCAUUUGAUCAGAAAGAAGGUAAGUGUGACACAGGGGAUUCAGCUACCUGGGAGGGUGAUUUGCAGUGCGACUUGGAUCUCAAAACCUCCCUCUUUGCCACUCUUUAUCCAUUUUGUCCUAGCUGGAAAUGUCUGAAAACUGCUGUCUUUCCACCCGCUCCCCUUUCCUCCACCAGCACCCCUGGAAAAUAAUGUCCCGCACAAUGUGGAAUUUGCAGCAGAAAUGGUAUGUCCCCUUUAUUUGGUCUUUAGAUUAUAGAACCAAAAUUAAAUUUAAACUCUUCACGGGGAGGUAAUUUUUCCUAAUCACUCACACUGCUGCACAGAUCUCUACAACUUGAUUACAUUCUAAUUAGAUUAAUUGGAUGGAGAAUAAUUUCUUUCACCAGGAAGAUCAACUGCAGAAGGCAAGCAGCUCUAUAAAUGCCAGGAAAUAAAAAAGAAGAAGGGGGUGGGAAUGGAAAAGAACGAAUCGCAUCCAAAGCUUUAAAACUCAACCACAAAAUGCACAGUAAUUAAAUUGUUAAAGAAUUUACAAGGCAAAGUGGAUGAGCUUGGAUUUGUCCUGCCUCCUGCACUCCCGGCCCUGCUGUAAUCAUUUCCUCUCCCUCCAAUUCUCUGCCUUUGUCCUUAAAAUGAGAUGUGGAAUUCCAAUUCCUUCAUUGAUUUCCGAGAUAAAAAUUUAAGAAACUCCAGUAACAAAAAGGUCAGGAGCCUCCAGAGUGCAUUGGAAAUAGAUUGCCUUUGUUAGAGGGCCAAAAAAAGAUUGAGCCAUAUAAUCUUUCAAAGACUUUGGCUUGAAUACUAAUGGUCAUUAGUUACCUCUUCCAAAAAGCAAAUGUAUGCCGAGCCAGGUCAGCCUUCCCUUCACUGGGGCAGGAAGACUAAUAUUUAAUGUUCAUGUACCUGUUCACAUUAUACGUAUAUGCAUAACUUCCUAUGAUCCUCUAACUAUUCACAGAUGCAAAUAGGAGCACGCUUCUAUUCUCACGCCAAGAAUCGCUCCCUGAGGUCUGCCUAUCACCACCAUUCCACAUUGCUGAAGGCUCUAUUUCAUUUGCUCUCCAUUAACCCGACCUCCUAUGGUUUAAAAGCCAAGAGAAGGCUUCCUGCUUUACUUGCAGAAAGAGGGUAUUACGUCAGCUCUAGAGAGAGGAGUCGCAUGCCCAACCCUGUCAUCAUAAAACAGUGCCCUGCUAAAUCAGGCCCAUCCAGUCCAGCUCUCUGUUUCACAGCGGCCAACGAGAUGCCCAUCAGAAGCAGGACAAAUGCUAUGCACAGAUGGAAAUUUAGAAAUAACCAGUCACGUAGCAUGGGGGCGGCACAAGGGCACUUGCCCUGGGUGUAAAAUUAUUAGGGGUGCAACAUUUCAACACCCAGUGCUGCCUCAAUACAGCUGUGCACUUCUGUCUCUGGGCUCUGUUGAAAAUGGCUUCUCCAUGCGAACCAGGAAGUGACCUCUCCAGACAAUGGAAUGACUCUUUCUUUUCUUAUAUGAAUGAAUUAAAUGAAAACACAGAUUAAAGGUUGGGAAGGAUAGAACCACAAUAGUCCAUUGGCAGAAUUUCCCCACUGAUUCUUCUAGUCCAGAAGUAGUCCUCCAGAGAUUGUUGGACCUUGCCUCUCAUCAGCCCCUGCCAACAUGGCCCAAUGAUCAGGAAUGAUAGGGGUUUUCCAACUACACAUGGAAGGCACUACGUUGGCUACGCAUUGUAGGCUAUGGAUGACACUAUCAAUACUACAUGGAACAACCAGAAGCUCAUUAUUGAUGGGUGUCAUGAUUAGAAGCAUCAGGGCCACAUUCACCUGUAGAGAGAAUUGAACACUACAAUUACUGCCUUGUGAAGUUUAAAACCUACCUGCUAUGUUUUUCCUUAAAUAUUUAACCUUCAGCAGUCAAGCUAAGGAGAACAAAAGUGACUAUAUACAUUACAGCCAUUUUAUGGCCACAAUUAUUCCAAUCCCUGGUGAGUUACAAGACCGUUGAGGAGGGGAGGGAAACCCACGUAUCUACCCCAAUACCCAGCAAAGAAGCAAAGUGUGCUGAUCCACAGCUGUAUUUCAGAUCAUCAGUGCUAAAUGAUAGUACCUUGUGUGCUUCAUUCUAACUUGCAGCAAUUUAUUUCACUGGGGGAAUUGUGGCAGAUUUAUGCCUUGCUAGUUCAAUGGCUUUGCAUGCCAUAUGGAUGGUUCACUUUGAAUGUUAAGCGAGCUCCAGAGGUUGAAAUAUGAGAGAGUAUUUGGAUAAGGAUGAUGGGCCACCAGGAAGACAUAAUCCACAGGAAUAAUGACAGUGGUCUACCAAAGCCAAAGCAAGUACUUAAUUUAAUAGCUAAGAGCUCUAUUAAAGGGAUUAGGUCUAUAUCCCAUAACUUGAAGUGCUUAGGAUGCAAUGUAAAGAUACCCCACAAUGGCAGGGUGUUUUGUUUUGGUUUUUUCAUAGCAGUGGGAUCACCACAACAUCUGCAGCCCAUGGUGGCCAGAUGAGGGGCAGAAAAAAUGUUGUGCCAUCCUACAACUGGCACAUCAAUUGUGCCUAUAAGAAGAAGAAGAAGAGAAGAAGAGUUUGGAUUUGAUAUCCCGCCUUUCACUCCCUUUAAGGAGUCUCAAAGCGGCUAACAUUCUCCUUUCCCUCCUCCCCCACAACAAACACUCUGUGAGGUGAGUGGGGCUGAGAGACUUCAAAGAAGUGUGACUGGCCCAAGGUCACCCAGCAGCUGCAUGUGGAGGAGCGGAGACGCGAACCCGGUUCCCCAGAUUACGAGACUACAGCUCUUAACCACUACACCACACUGGCUCUCUAUGCCAUCACACAACAGGCAGUAGAGGCUGGUGCCCAUUCGGAGUGGUAGGGUAGGAGGCAAAGAGCCCAACAGUAGGUGGAGAGCCAAUGAUAGGCAGAGCCAACUUAUCCUGGUUUUGUCCCCACUCUCCUUUCUGUUAAGUUCUACAAGGGCAACAUUGAGACUAAAGUAUGGAGGAGAAGCUGAGGGUCAGGGCCAGGACCUGGACUAGGAGGAAUCUGGAUUGAGGUUGGUUGGGACAGUGCAUAUAAUCUGAGUGAUUAUAGGAGAGACAAUAAGCCAAACACACAAAUGGUUCAGGAAUUAUUUAUAUGGGAGAGGUUGGAGAGAAUUGUCUUCUCUCUCUGGACUUAAGUGCACCAGAUCUUUCUUUCCUUCCUUCCUUCCUUAGCAAGGGUGUAUGGCCAUGAAACUAGAACUGAGCUGAAAUUUAUCAGAAAAGAAAUUUGCUGCAGAGUUCUUUAAGAAUUUGCCUUGUCAGGCUCUAUCAAAGUAGAUGAAGAUUUGCAGGAAGAGUAACAUAUAUCUGGUGAACACUCCCUGCCACACAUACCCACUUGCCACCCAACACACACAUUCUCAUCAUGUGAAUAUGAUGGUGCAGUUGUGGAGCCAAGCCUAUUCAGAUAAUAUUGUUCAAUAGGCUUGGCCACCGUGGGUACUUGCCAGUGGUGGAUUUAGGUUUGAUGAGGCCCUAAGCUACUGAAGGUAAUGGGGCCCUUUAUAUGCCCAACUGUCCUUUGUCAACAACAAGUUGUCACUGUUUUUGUGUUGAAUAAGGUGGUACCUCGGGUUACAUAUGCUUCAGGUUACAGACGCUUCAGGUUACAGACUCCACUAACCCAGAAAUAGUACCUCGGGUUAAGAACUUUGCUUCAGGAUGAGAACAGAAAUCGUGCUCCAGCGGCGCAGCAGCAGCAGGAGGCCCCAUUAGCUAAAGUGGUGCUUCAGGUUAAGAACAGUUUCAGGUUAAGAAUGGACCUCUGGAACGCAUUAAGUUCUUAACCUGAGGUACCACUGUAUAUGCUAUAUGGUAAUUUAUGGACCUAAUAGAUAUCUAAAGCCAUUUGCACAUAACAAAAUAUAUAUUUUAUCAAAGUAAUUGAUAUAGAAAUGAGCAAACCAGUGAUAUUUUAGGGAGCAGGCUAGCAGGUGGUGCCCAUUACUUACAUCAUAGGAACUUACACAGCACAAAACACUGUUGCUUUAUGUAGGUUUUAUUUUAUUUAUUUUUUUAGCUUAUAUUUUGGAAAUGUACAUCCAGGUUUUUUUCCUUUAAAUUUUUUUUGGGGGGGGGCCCAAGAGAGUGGGGCCCUAAGCUGUAGCUUGUUUAGCUCAUACAUAAAUCCGGCACUGGUACUUGCUAGCAGGCAUAAACAGCUUAAGCUGGGUCUAAGGGAGCUGUGUUUUCUCUCCCCUAUACCUAAGAACAUAACAAGAGAGCCCUGUUGGAUCAGGCUAAAAACCCAUCUAGUACAACAUUCUGUUCUCAGAGUGGCUAACUGUCUGCUUAUGGGAAACUCACAAGGAGACCUGGGAGCAAUAGCAAUUCUCCACACUUCUGAUUCCCACCAACCUUUGCCACCCUGAGUUUGCUGCAGGAAUUGUGGGGUACAAAUUUGAUUUUCAAUAAUACAUUAACACAAACCCUGUCAUCUGCUGGUUUAAGGGCCUGCACAUCAACCGAAUUGAGGCUGUUACUUUUUUUAGAGCUGAAACCUGUAAUUAUUUAUACUUAUAAAUUACGUUAUUUCUGCUGAACUUUGUGCUAUUUGUUUCCGCCUGUUAACAUACCACGCAAGUUGGUUGUUAGGAAGAACACUGCAAGAACUGGAGGGGGAGAUCUUUGCAGGCAGAAGGUGCCGUCUAAUUUAUUAGUAACAGGAAUUAUUAAUAGUGAGAGCAGACAUCUUAAGUGAGGGGAAUUUAAUAGUCUGCAAUUUGAAAAUGUGUGAAAUCAAUUUCAUUUGCAGAAACUCGAGACCUUGUGAUGUUGGGAUUGAAAAUGAGAUUGCGUUACUUGCUUUUGAAAUAAAAGUAUUUUCUUCUGGUGUUACAAACAUCUUCAAGAUGUCAAAACACUGCUCACAUCACACACAUAGCUAUAAAGCAAAUGGUCUGCAAAUAAUCUUUUGAAAGAGUUUACAGAGUUAUAAUUAGAGGGGGGUGGAAUUGUGAAAUUCUCUCAGGUGGUGCGCACGAAUUUUGCCAUGCUUACUUUUGCUGCUUUGCUCCUUGUGCUACUUUGAAGGUGGUCCUUCCUUUGAGUCUACAAAUUGUCUCACCAGUGCUCUGCACUGUGCAACCUUCCCGGGUGCCCCACAUGUCAACCACGGAGCCUUUUUAGAUCAGGAAGUAGUGUGGGGAACUGGGGAGGCUGACUGAUUACUUCCCUUGAUCAGGACACUAUACUUCUGUUGAUGCAGCCUAGAAUUGCACUAGCAUUUUUUUGUUGCUGCAUCACACUGUUGACUCAUCUUAAGCUUGUGGUCUACAAAGACCCCUAGAUCCUUUUUCACAUGUACUACUGGCAAGCCAGGUGUCUCCCAUCUUCUAUUUGUGGAACUGGUUCUUCCUGCUGUAGUGCAGAACCUUACAUUUGUCUCUAUUAAAAUUUGUUUUGUUAGUUUGGCCCAGUUCUCUAAGCUGUUAAGGUCAUCUUGAAUCCUGAGUCUCUCUUCUGAGGCAUUAGCUACCCCUCCCAGUUUUGGUGUUGUCUGCAUAUUUGAUGAUCACCCCCUUAAUUCCUUCAUCCAAAUUGUUUAUAAAUACAUUGAACAACAGUCCCAGGACAGAAUCCAGCAGCACCCCACUUGUCACUUUUCCAGGAUGAUGAGGAACCAUUUUCAGAUCUUCCUCAUUUCUAAACUCCAUGCUAGGUCAACCAAAAUAUCAAAAAAUAGUACACAAUAUCUCAGGUUCUCCAGAACUCAUCAUCAGACAGAUGGUAAACAUAGCAAGUGGGGAAAAAAAACAAUGACUGAUGUUGAAAACAUAGAGGCUUCUUCUGAUCACAGUCUUAAGAUGGAAAAGGGAAGUAGGCACUGCCUUCAUAUGGAUUGGAUUUCUCUUGUGGCUGCUGCUGUAAUGCAGACCUCACUUACCUGGGAAUUGGUUGUUGCCAUUUUUGUGUUUCCUAGGGUGAAGUCAAAUCACGGCAUUAGCAGCACCAAAGUGCUGGGGUGCAAGCCUGGGCAGUGUGUAUGGAGGUCCUGGGUUGCCCAGACAACAAGACCCUCUUCUUGGUCUUACUGGUGUGAUCCAAAGGAAGCAGAGCAAUAUGUUUGGCACCAGCUUGGCUGCAGGAGUUACCAGAAAAAGGCAUAUAAGCCACAAUCCAACCAUAUUUGGGACUCCACUCUGUGUAGGGUUUUCUCCUUCUCCCGAAGAUAUCCUGCAAGACAGCAGAGGUUUAGGAUCAGAGUUUUUCUUCUCCUACACGGGCUACCUUCCCAGGUUGGUGAGCCCUAUCUGCCCCUCACUUCCCUCUUUAGCACAUGCAGAAACCACCUUCUUGACUGUUGGACCCACUAUUGGUCUCAUCCGCUCAAUCUGCCAAACCUGUCUUCUCAUGCAGGGGAAGUCCCUAACUCACUCAGUGUUUGAGACCCAUCGGCUAUCCUCACCUGGUUUAGUCAGCCAGUAGAAGCCAUUCUUGGGGUGUGGAUGCUCUGACAGCUUCUGGGAGCCACAGGUGAGAAUAAGCCACACUCAGUUUAGUAGGACUUACUUCUGAGUAGCCACAGCUAGGAUUGUGACAUACCUUUACAUUUUGUGUUUUUCAUUUCUGUUGUUUUUUUAAAAAUGGAUUUACUACUUUCUCUACUGCUACUUUGUUUUGCUAAUAGUGACCACUCCCUCCCCUUUCCAAGUGCAAGCAAUCUCCUUUUGUUGUGGCCACAUUUCCCACAUCCUGUCCCAGCCUAAGUAAAUUAAAGUAGCAGUCGAUUAUGUCCCAUAGUUAACAAUCUGCCCCUUAAUCAUCAUCAUAAUGUCUUCCUGCCAUUUCCUAUAAACCUGCACAAAUACCUCUUGGGCUCAUAAACUCUUCUCAGGUUUAUGUCACCCAUCAAACAGCAAGGAGCUCAUAAACAAGAUAUAUACUUAAUUUUUCCACUAAUUAAAUAUGUUAUAGUUUGUUUUAUUCCUCCCGAAAUAAUGUUUAUAAUAUGCAGCUUUGUAGAAAGCUGAGGAGGAAGCAUUGAUGGAGAAAUCUCUCCCACUUAGGCUUGUAGUUGGGCUUGGGGAAAACAACAGCAACACUUUCCCGCAAACGUGGAAAAUGACUGUUUAUUUCAGGGGUCAGCAAACUUUUUCAGCAGGGGGCCAGUCCACUGUCCCUCAGACUUUGUGGAGGUCCGGACUAUAUAUAUUUUUUUUGGGGGGGGGGAUGAAUGAAUUCCUAUGCCCCACAAAUAACCCAGAGAUGCAUUUUAAAUAAAAGGGCACAUUCUACUCAUGUAAAAACACACUGAUUCCCGGACUGUCCACGGGCCGGAUUGAAAAGGCGAUUGGGCUGGAUCUGGCCCUCGGGCCUUAGUUCGCCUACCCAUGGUUUAUUUCAAGCUGAAUUGUUAGUGGGAGAGCAUGACACCCCCAAAAAUAUGCAUUUUGAGCGCUACGCAGGACCACAGUGCCAAAAAAGUGCUUUUUCAGAGUGAGAUUGUGGUGUGGGGGUGUGACAUUGCAGCAACACAUAUUGUUGUUGUUUUGGUGUUGUGCUCUCGCGUGAAGAAACACAAGAUGUCCUGAUCAGUUGAAGGGCAUGGGAAUAGGGUCAUUGGGUUAAAUGAAUGGUAGGAAAUUCUGGACAGGUGAAAGGAAGUGUGUGUGUGUGUGUUUUUCCAAUUACAAUCCAAUAAUAGCCUCAGUAUAGCAAUACCAAUUUACAAUACAACUAUUAAUACCAAUCAUUCAAAUACCAAGUUAUAUAAUUUAGAUAAGGUGGCCCCCCACGUGCUAGAAUUGAUGACAUAGUUGUUUGCUUUAUUUCUGGGUUCCAAAAUCUUAUUAAUUUCCAUUGCAUUCCAGUUAUAAUAAUAAUCCCUUAUACAAUAACUGCAAUAUUGAGAACUUCUAUUUGUGUCGACACAUUGCAUGAUUUUUAAAACUACAAGUGAGGAACUCAAACUAUAUCCUUGUUCUUCCUAAGUGUGGCAAUUAUUCUGAAAGGGAGUCCCCCCCCCCCCACUCAAUCAAACAAUGGAAUGUGGGGAUGGUCAUCAACUUAUUUUUUUAUUUCAACAAAUUAUAUAUCACUUAGUUACAGUUGUCUCUAUGUGGCGUGCAAGGAACUUAAAACAAUUUAAACAGGAAUGAAACUAUAAAAUUAAAACUCAGUUAAAAUGCCUGCUGGAAUAAGACAAAACAAAAGCCUCAGUAGGUGCCAGAAGUUCAACAGGGAGGAGGCCUGCCUGACAUCAACUGGAAGGAAGCUUCCGUAAAACUGGGCCCACAAAACUAAACACAGUUACUGGUAGAUACAAUCCGUACAUUGGAGCCAUGGGGGACCACAGACAGAAACUCCCACAAAGACCUCUUUGAUGAUCUCAUUGGUCCAAAUUGUUAAGGGCCUUGUAAAUUAUUACAUAUGCUAGCAUAUGGACACUCAGUGCAGACAUUUGAGCACCAGACAGACUGAGGAGGAAUGGUGGGGGCCGCCGCCCCUUCUCCUGAACCUUCCUGAGAAUGGGAGGACAGUAUAGAAUUAGAACAGUGGUUUGCAGAAGGUCAUAGUUCAGAGUCUGCAGAGGGGAGAAGCUGGGAAAUAUUGGAGCAGGAGGAAGAAGAAGCACCAGGAGAGAGACAGCUGACAGAUCAGUGUCUCUGGAAAGCAUUCCUGACCCCCUCUCCUAGGACCAAGCGUGCAUUGAGAGUAGUAGAGCAGAAAGCUCAGAGGCAGAAAGCUCAGAUUAGCUGACACAGGGGUGACAUAGAAUAGGAGAGAUGGAGGGGGUGGGACUUUACUUGGAGCAACACCAUGAUCUAGGGGAGACUGCAUUCCUUCAUGUCUCUCUGUGAAUAUUGAAUAAAUAACUUGGUAAGAACUUUUAUUGUUUAUGCUUCUUGGCUGCCACCGUGGGAGGGAUCGGAUUCCCUGAAGACUGACACCAAAGUUUUAUGCAGAAAAUCAUAGAGGGUAAAAUUAUUAAUAACUACUACAAACCCUCCAACAUUUUGGGAGGGCAAAAUGGGACACACACACACACACACCAUCCCACUGCCCCCGUUGCUCGCCCACAUGCCUGCUGACCACCACUAACCACCCACCCGCUCAUUGCUCACUGCCACCCAUCACCAUCUGCCACCCACCUUACCUUAGCCGCACUGCCCAAGGGGCUGAUGGGAGUUGUAGUCCCAGAAAGGCACCAUGUUGGCGGGGAAGGGAAAGCUGCCACCACCUCAGGAGCUGCUUCUGCAGCCCACAUCAUCAGGCUGUAGGAAAUCGGGGAGCAACGAGACAAAGGCAGAGCUUGAGGAUCCUUCAAAGAAAGCAGGGCCACCCUGCUUAAAACAGGGCAUUUGGCAGGUUGCUACUGCAACAGAAGCUGCACAACUUUGAGCUGAUCCUCAAAAAAGGGGCUUUUCCCCUUUGCAAAAGAAGCUGCACAACUGUGAGCUGAUCCCCCCCCCAGAAUGGGACUUUCCCCCUUUCCUCCUCUAAAAGCUAGGUGUGUCUUAUGGUCAGGUGCAUCUUAUGGAGAGAAAAAUAUGGUAAACAGUAGGAAGAACUUCCUGAUUGUAAGAACUAUUCAACAGCAGAACAAACUCCCUUGGAAGGAGGUGGACUCUCCUCCACUGGAGGUUUUUAAGCAGCCUUUGUCAAGGAUCUUUAAUUGUGAUUCCUGCAUUGCAGGGGGUUCGGUAAGAUGACCCUCAGGGUCACUUUCAACUCUAAACAUUCAUGGUUCUACCUACAUGCAGAAAAUAUAAAAAAGGUAAAGGACCCCUGACAGUUAAGUCCAGUCGCAGAUGACUCUGGGGUUGUGGUGCUUAUCUCACUUUAAAGGCCAAGGGAGCUGGCGUUCGUCCACAGACAGUUUUUCCCGGUCUAUUUAAAUCGAUUUUUUCACAUCUUGAAAAGAAAAGUGGCCAGAUAACAGGUGAUAAGGAACACCUUCGUCUGAGUAGACCAUAGAGGGCUGCUUGAAUAGAUAGUCUGACCUGAUGUAAGGUAGCUUUCUAUGCUAUAUGUGUAGCACUAACCUCCUUCCCUACAGACUUUUAAAAGUCCAAUGCAAGAGAAGAAUAGUACUAUAAUCACAGCGGACACGGGGGUGGGGAAGUCGGUAUCCAAACCCAUUGAAAUGGAAACAUAAUCUGUCUGCACAAAAGAUCAGCAAAUUUUCAUAUGCCAUCUCCCUGAAAACCAAAUCAAUUUAUUAUGAUAUCCGCUAUUAUGAAAAAUGCCGAAGAUUUGUAAUAAUGAUUAAUUGAGCACUUAUUGCAAAGCCUGACCCACAUUUCCUAGCCCUCUCUAAAAAAGAUUUGAGACAUAACAAAAAGCAACACAAUGCCAAGCACACAUUUGGUUGCAAGUAAAUAAUAAUAAUAAUAAUUGCUUUUUAAAAAAGAAUAAAAUAAUGUAACCGGCUUUACAGAAUACCCAUGAAUUGUUAAUGCUCUCUGGAAAUUACCGUGGAUAAAAAUGACAGGAAAUCUAAGUUGUUAUUUUGCCCGUUGAAGGAUAAUACUGUCACUGCCAUUGAGGAUUUGGAGAAACAGCCCUUUCCUUAAAAGCGGAUGUUUCAGCAAGAAGAGUUUGCAAGGGGAACAAAAGCUUUAAAUCCUGACUCACUUAUGCUACACUUUGUAGAUAUGUACGAACCCUUAUCCUCUGUUGCUUCUGGUAUUCUUUAUUUAUUUAUUGAAUGCAUUUUUGUUCCACUCUUCAGUCAAAAUGGCUCACAGAGAAGCUUACGGAUCAAUUAUUAUUAUUUAAGCACCUCUGUACAAGUUUACAGUGUAAAAGACUUAACACAAAAGGAAAUGCGGAAAGGGAAGGAGGAGGAAGGAAAGCAAACUCAGGCAGCAGUUCUUAAUGCUGAAGUUUUUAAUCAGCUAGGAUAGAAGCAGCUAGGAUAGUCUGAUGGCAUUGCUAGUAGUUGACAAUGAAGCAGAACCAAAUGCAGCUGGUAUCACAGCAGAGUCAUGAUGGGAUAAGCUUGCUUCCCUGCUGCACUCUGCUGAUGGGAUGGAAUUACCUUUCUCUUUUUCUAGAAGCAGCACAAUAUAAAAAAUGGCAACAGCUCCAUUGCUGCAACCUACAAAACUGCUACAACCACUAGCAGGUCCCACCAAGGCACCAAGCUGUAGACCAAUGGAAGGACCAUUUUCAAUUACGAGACAGAGUGUAAUGCCAGCAAUGGAGCAGAACUAGGUUUGUUAUGCCUGUUUCGUUCCAGAUCCUCACAUUGGAGUUUAGGAUUAAGCAGAAGACAAUUUAAAUAUACAGUGGUACCUCGGGUUAAGUACUUAAUUUGUUCCGGAGGUCCAUUCUUAACCUGAAACUGUUCUUAACCUGAAGCACCACUUUAGCUAAUGGGGCCUCCUGCUGCCGCUGCACUGCUGGAGCACGAUUUCUGUUCUCAUCCUGAAGCAAAGUUCUUAACCUGAAGCACUGGGUUAGUGGAGUCUGUAACCUGAAGCGUAUGUAACCUGAGGUACCACUGUGUAUAUAUAUAUAUAUAUAUAUAUAUAUAUAUAUAUAUAUAUAUUCAUCAUAUCCUCUGAGUGAUCUUCAUUUCAUGAUGUGAUACAAAGACAAGCCAGGUUGCAAUAUUCAGGACAGAUAAAUGAAACCAUGUCUUCACACAGCACAUAGUUAAACUAUAGGACUUGCUUCUGCAGGAGGCAGCAGAUGGCUUUAAAAUAGAAUUAGAUAACUCCUUGGGGGAUAAGGCUCUGAAUGGCUACUUGCCAUCAUGGCCAUGUUCUACCUCCACUGUCAGAGGCAGUAUACCUCUGAAUACCAGUCGCUGGGAAUUGCAGGUUGGCAGAGUGCUCUUGUACCCGGGUCCUGCUUGCAGGUUUCCCCACAGACAUCUGGUUGGCCACUACAAGAACAGGAUCAUAGACUUGUAGAAUUGACAGGGAGCUUGAGGGUCAUCCAACCCCCUGCAAUGCCGGAAUCUCAACUAGAUCAUCCUCUGCUUUAAAACCUCCAAGGAAGGAGAGUCCUUCACCUCUCUUGGGAGUCUGUUGGACUAAAUGGGCCAUUGGUGUGACCCAAAAAGUUCUUCAUAGAACUCAGGUCCAUUGCUUUUAAUAUGUGUAUUCUGUGUUGAACCUAGUUGGAGGCAACCCUAGGAUUCCAGGCCAGUCCUGUGGCUAACCAGGAAAUAUCCUCCCAUCAUGAUUUCCUACAGAUCAAAGCUUUCCACACUGGACACAUGGAAAACGGCCUUCCAUAUUUCUGUUUAGAUGCUCAGCAAUGGUACACUACAGGUUCCCGUUUGCCUGGGCUGCCACUGCGGGAUUCCCAUCAAGCCAAAGGGAUUCCCAUAAGCAGCACUGUCGCUUUGUUACAGCCCGCUCUGUCUCUGAGAAAGCAAAUGACAAUUAAUUUGCAAAAGAGCCUCGGAGAAUUUUUUAUUAGCAUUAUUUAAAAAGCUGGCUUCAUUUGUUUCCCUCCGUUUGAAGGCGCAUAAUGGGCUCGAUGCCUCUGAGCGCUUCACAAGCCCCACAGUGCUUUGGUGACACUUGAUAUAAAGUGCCCUGUGAUAAUGAAUGAACUUGGUGCCGAGCGCAGCCAAGGGUGGGUUCAUUGGCGCGUCUGCAGAGUGUCACAUGGCCACAAUUUUUAUUGGAAUUCCCGUAAUUAAUGUACUUUAUAGCUGAAUUCCAGCCAGAGCACCACCCAGCCCCAUUUUUCCUCUUUAGCCUAGCAUUUUAAGGGGCUGACAGAAAGGACUUGGCCGUUUCCCAUCACAUCCUGCAUAAGAACAGAAGAUGAGCCUGCUGGAGCAGGCAAGUGGCCCCUCUGGUCCAGCGUUUGAGCACAAGAGCACUUUCCCCUCCUCGGGAGGGGAAUAACAUCAGCUGUCAUUCAAAGGCAUUACUUCCUCUGACUGUGGAAGCAGAGCAGAACCAUCAUGGAUAGUAUCCAUUAAUAACCGCCUCCCAAUCGCCCAAGCCAUCUAAGUCGGUAGCCAUCACUGCAUCCUAUGAAAGUGAGUUCCAUAGCUUAACAAUGGAGCCAGUGUGGUGUAGUGGUUAAGAGCAGUGGACUCGUAAUCUGGUGAACCAGGUUCGAUUCCCCGUUCCUCCACAUGCAGCUGCUGGGUGACCUUGGGCUAGUCACGAUUGAGGGGACCCCUGGCCACAUCAUCCCCUGGCCAGCCAAUCGGCUGGUCUGGGGGGGCAUGGCUUGCGCAAUAUCACACUAGCGCGGCCAGGGAUCUCCCUCUUUUGCCGCCUCAGCUCAUCGGGUUUCCCACCCUCCCACACUUUAGGUUUUCCUUUUGACCUUGCUAUGGACCUCGGUUGGUCGCCGUUAAGGGGCCUGGUAGGAAUUUUUUCCACUUGGCAAAUUAGCACCAGCCACUUGGUUUUUUGCCUACCUCAUGGCAAAUCGCCACAACUUCCUCGGCAUUGGCAGUUAGGCAUUGGUAGGAGUAUUGUCAUGUAGAUGAAGGUGGGGAGGAAGCGCCAUCACCUCCCCCAAAUAUCGAAGGGUAGUCCGGUAAAGGAUUCUGGGGGGGGGGGGUGGCCCUGUCUGAAGCCUAUGGAGGUGAGGGCCUAAGGCACGCCCCCGAGCGGUGACCCCGAGGGAGUUCCUAGUUGAUGUGCAUCAGCAGGACUCCCCCUACUGGUGGUUAACCCUUCCCGGUCUUCAAGCAAUCGGGCUGAAGCCGGAUAGUCGGUUAGGACCAAUGCCUAAGCUAAUACCACUCAUUCCUGUAACCAAUAAAGUUGUGGCCAUUUUUUGCCCAUUAACCUAAAUAUUUGUGUCAUGUGUCUUUAUUUCCACCGGGGGGUAGGUGGGAACUCGCCACGCAAUAAAUCAAAUCAAAUCAUGCCUGUUAUGAAAUCCAAAGGGCCAUACAUGAGGUUUCCUACUGAUCAUUCAUCCAUCUGCCCAGACCUGCUUUACUUGGUGGCAUUAUAUACCUUCAAGCCAUUCCCUGCGACCUCACAUUGUUGGGAGCUAAUGGGUACAUCGGGGACCAGAGGAAAUGCCAUUGUCAUAAGUUUUAGUGGUGUUCACAGCAGACCACUCCGAGAGAGAUGGCUCCAAACUUUACCUCCUAACGUGCAAUCAAGAUGAAAUUGAUUUUCUUGCUGUGCCAUGAGUGACAGCAGCUGAGCUAGUGCCUGUGAGUUCAUCACUCAACUGCCGCAAUAUCAAUUGACAGUUUCCUUGUAGAUUGAUGAGCAGAUUGUCCCUGCUCCAUUCUUUCAGUGUAUCCUCAUUCAUGCCUUCCACUCCUCCUGAACUUCUCUUUACCUGGGCAAGCUUCUAAAAUUAAUUCUCAUCUUGGAUCAUGAAGUUUGCCCCUGUCUUGCCAGGCCUUUCUAAGGAUGGAGUACUCAUUCAAAGCAGGGAUUCUUAGCCAUGCCAGCAUCGCUCCUCAAAGUGCAGUGAGCAGGAUUAAGGCAAACACAGUAAGCAUCAGUAUCUGGUUUAACCCCUAACAUGCCAUCCAGAAGAAAUUGUCUGUAAAUCCCUCCCCUUGCUUUUGGCCAAAGUGGCUGAAAUUUAUAGGCACUCUUAAUCCAGCAUGGAUUAAGACUGCCAAACUGCUAACAAAUCAGUUCAUGGACUUUAUGCAGGGGAAGUAAAAGGGAUUAAUUUUCCUCCAUAAUCCCUUAACUAUGUGUGUGUAGAAUUUCUCUCUUGCACUUUCUUACCUUGAAAUAAUUAAGAGGUGGAAGAGUGGUGUGUAUUCUUGCUUGUGCAUUAAAACAACAACAACAACAACUUAGCAGGGUUACGCUACUAUCAGUUUUGAUGGUCUCCAAUAGACCUCACAGAUCUUUCCUUUGUCCUCCAAUAGGCCAUAAACCUUCAUUAUAGGCCUUACAAAGUAAUGCUGCCCAGAAUACUGCCUGUGGAAUUCUGAAGAGUUGUGGUAGUGGUGAUGUUUGUUAAAGCAGAUUGUAUGGGAUAAAGUUGGAAUGUAUGGGAGAAGGAAAUCACCAGUGACCCUCAGCAUCCUUGGCUGCCCCUAGGCUUAGUUGUUGUUUGGGUACCCAAGAAGACUGCAGAGUGCGGACUGCUGGAAAGAUGAUUUGUAGAAUGAAAGAAAGGAGACUCACAACCCCACCUUAACCACCUCAGAAGUCAAGUAAGAGCAGCAAUAAAUCUACACCCAACCCAAAAGAAUUUCACUUGAAUGAUAACUUUGCAAACUCUUCCAAAACAUUCUUUGUACAACCAUUUGGAUUAUAGCUAUAGAUGUAAGUAGCAUUUUGACAUUUUGAAGAAACUGUGCGUGUAACACCAGCACAAAAUUAUUUUAUGUUGGAAGCAAAGUCAUACAAUGUCAUUUUUUCAACACACUCAUCCAAAGGUCUUGUGUUUCUGUAAAUAUAAUUGAAUUUCACACAUUUUCAAAUUGCUAACUUCACCAUCACUUUCUCUCCCCUUUGAUAAUUUUCGAACACAAUUUCUUUUCCCAUUAAUUGAUGCAAUAUUUCAUAAUGUCUCCAACUAUAGUGCCACAACUUAUUCCAAUGGACCAGCUUUAGAGUCAAUAUUUCUUGACAUAAGACCAAAUGUGUUAAAUAAAGAUCUUAUCAUUUUCUUACUUGCAGCUGCAGAUCUGGAAGUUGCUCAGCAAUGGAGGUCCCAUACACAUUUUAUUCUACAGGGUUGGUGGAGUAGGAUCUGGGGACUAACCAUGGUGGAGAAAGUGACAGAGUGCAACUAACAGGCUAGAGGAGCCAAAAUGCAGAAAUCUUUCUCAAUUGCUCUCAGGCACUGGACAGAGGAGGAAUGAUGGAGACCACCUCCCACUCCUGAACCUUCCAGAGAAGAGGAAGACAGUCUUGAUUUGCAACAGUGGUAUGUGGAAGGUCACGGCUCAGCGGUAGAUGAGGGGCAAAGUUGGGAAAUAAUGGGAGAGGAGGAGGGGGAAGCAGAGCCAGAGCAGCUGGCUGACACGUUAUCACUAGAAAGCAUUCCAGACCCCCCUUCUCCUAGAACCCGGCGAGCCUUGAAAGUAGGAGAGCAAAGGGCUCAGAGGCAAAUGGCCCUAAGUGGCCACUGUAAGGUGGGUGGUGCUGUUGACGACUGAAGAGAGAAGGGGGGGUGGAGAUUACUUGGAGCAACGUCAUUACUCCAAGAGGCUGCAUUUCUAAGCCUCUCUCUUUGAAUAUUGAAUAAAAGACAUUGGUAAGAGCUUUCCUUGUCUAUUUAUUCCUGGCAGCCUACAGUGGGGGGAUCGGAUUCCCUGACGCCUGACAAUUACCUGGUACCCCCUUCAUUGUUUACGUUAAUAAACAAGAUGGUAAAUUACUUCCUCCAAUUUCGCAAAGACCCUUGUGGUCAGACAUAAUUCCUAAGCAUUUCUGGACAAUGGUUUAGUAAGAAUAUAUCCUAUGCCUGCUUUAUUUUACCUUGCAUCACACACUCUGUCUCACUUGUGAGAGUAUAUGAUAUUGGAUGUCAUAUCUGUACCAAGUAUUGAACAAAUGUAAAUAAUGAAGUAUAUUAAAAAAAUAAGUGGUGCAAAAAUAUUUGGUGGAAAGGAAUGCAAUAUUUUUUUUUCUUUUUGGCACAGCACUUGUAGCAAUAAGGAUAAUCAUGCCACUUUUCCAAAUUCACGCUUUGCUGGACAACUCUGCCUGCACCACAGGUGCCCACUCCUGACAUCAUUCCCUUGGGUGAUUUUUAAACAGCAGGUGUUGGGGAACGUUGUUAAGAAAAGUGAUCAGCAACCGCCGCUUCAAUCUCUCUCUGUGCUGAAAUUUGCCGAUGCCAAGCCCAUAAAUGCAAAGAGCUCUGUAGCUUUUGUUAAAUUAGCAGCUCGAUAGUCACAGUGGGGGUUUGCCUAGGAACUGUCCACAAAGGACAAGGAAGUCAAAAUAUCAGUCUUGCAUGAAACUAUUUGUUCCUGCUUCUUAAUUAAGAUUUCAUGCCCGUGUAUGUCCCGAGGAACCAUGGGAGGUGCAGAUGGCUAGAAUGCGCAGAAUGGGAACCACAGAAUUGGAAAUGAAGUUUGUACUUCGGCGGAUAUGUGAAUGAUAAGGGGCAUUGUGAGUUCCACUCCACAAUAAAAUAUUCAUUCUCUAAGCAAUUCAGGGUCAAAUAUGAUGACAUGCUUGAGAUCUGCAACUGAAUGUCUCACCUAGUGCUGGGCCAGUAUUUGAAAAGGUUGAAAAUUUAAACCAAACUUUGGAGUGGGUGGCAGUGAAAGAGAGGGAAAACAAUCUCUUCUAUUUGGGGAAUGGGUACAUUGAGGGAGACAUAGUCAACCCAACAGGUGUACCAACUUGAAUAAAAUAUAGAGUGGGCAGGUAAGCCCCGCCCUGCAUUAUUAAUCACAAGCCAUAGCACACACAAACCAUUUGAAUAGCAAAGCCCAUCAACUUUAGGAGGCCCAGCCCCCUGAAAUAUUUUAUUGGGUGGGGGCAAAGGGACCUAGGCGUUGUCUCCUAUGCAACCCAGUGUGCAGCAGCUGUGAAAAAGGCAAAUCCUAUGGCUUGGGAUCAUUACGAAAUGGACUAAAAAUAUAACAGCAGGUAUCAUAAUGCUGUUAUACAAGUUUGUGGUGCAACUGCAUGUAAAAAGGUAAAGGUAAGGACCCCUGGAUGGUUAAGUCCAUUAAAAGGCGACUAUGGGGUUGUGGCGUUCAUCUCACUUUCAGGGAGCUGGCAUUUCUCCACAGACAGCUUUCUGGGUCAUGUGGCCAGCAUGACUAAACUUCUUCUGAUGCAAUGGAACACUGUGAUGGAAACCAGAGCACACGGAAAUACCGUUUACCUUCCCGCCACAGUGGUACCUAUUUAUAUUGCACUGGUGUGCUUUCAAAUUGCUAGGUUGGCAGGAGCUGGGACUGAGCAAUGGGAGCUCACCCCGUUGCAGAGAUUCAAACCGCCAACCUUCUGAUUGGCAAGCCCAAGAGGCUCAGUGGUUUAGAUCACAGCGCACUGUGGAAAGUUCAGGUCACCUCACAUCUGAAAGGAUAUCGUCAAGUUGGAAAGGGUUCAUAAAAGGGCAAGCAAAAUGAUCAAGGGCAUGGAGCGGCUCCGCUAUGAGGAAAGGUUGCACUGUUUGGGACUUUUUAAAACUCUGCUUGGCAUGGAGAGAGUAGACGGAGAAAAGAUUUUCUCCUCUCACUUAAGAUCUCAUGGACAUCCAAUGAAGUUGGAUGUUGGAAGAUUCAGUAUAGAUAAAGGGAAGUACUUCUUCAGGCAACGAGUAGUUAAACUGUGGCAUCUGCUCCCACAGGAGGCAGGAACUGCGAUCAACUUGGGUGGCUCUAAAAGAACAUUGGACAAAUUUGUGGAGGAUGAGGUGGCUACUAGCCAGGAUGGCUAAGCUCUGCCUCCAGCCUGUGGGCACCAGAGGCCCUGGGGGUGCCAGGGAAGGCCUCUCUGUAAUUGCAUAUGUGUCUUUAGACACCACACUGGUGACCCCUGGACUCAUCUUAAGCCCGACGUUUGACAGCAAAGGAACCUUAAGAAGAAUUCCCUGUGCUUCCCAGUAAAGCAAUUAGAGAAUGAUAAAAGUGGUGGGGAAGUUAUUAAAAUCUGUCCUGGAGAAGGAAACUAAUUCUUUGCCCUACAGAUGCACAUAAAAUAUUAACUGUGUGAGAUUUUUUAUUUUAUUUUUUAAGGACAAAAAGAAAGCAGCAAGAAAGACUACUGUUAAAUAUGCUCAUGUUCAGCAGCCAAGGUCUAGAUACCGCUUGCCCCUGACAAAUGGACAGCGAAACAGCAGUUUCUUUUAA